UCGCGGAGCGUACAGUAAACCGUGUGCACUUCGAGUCUCCUCAGGGAGAGGCAGAGAGGUCACAAGUUCCCAAGUACAGCCCCUGAGCAGACACACACUUCCCCACAGGAGAGGCGGUCACUACACUCAUUACAAAGAGGCUGCACACGGGAUUACCGGGUAGGAAUCCUCAAACUGCCCUCGAGUCAAAGUUGCUGAAAGCUGCGUUACACCUCGGAGGUCCAACAAGAGCAAUGACCAAUCACUCAUCACACUCCAACGGCAUGCACACCCACCGCCAGGAGCACCUGUACAAGGUGCUGGUGAUCGGAGACCUGGGGGUCGGGAAGACCUCCAUCAUCCGGCGAUACGUCCACCAGACAUACUCCACCAACUACCGGGCCACUAUCGGAGUGGACUUCGCACUGAAGGUGUUGAACUGGGACUCAAAGAUUAUCCGGCUCCAGCUGUGGGACAUCGCAGGUCAGGAACGCUUUGGAAACAUGACAAGAGUAUACUACCGUGAAGCCAUGGGAGCCUUCAUAGUGUGCGAUGUGACCAGGCCCACAACCUUUGAAGCCGUCCUCAAAUGGAAAGAGGACCUGGACUCCAAACUGAUGCUGAAUAACGGGCAGAGCAUUGCCACAGUGCUUCUGGCUAACAAGUGCGACCAGGGAAGAGAGCUGACCAACAACAGCAUCAAAAUGGACCAGUUCUGCAAGGACCAUGGCUUUGUUGGCUGGUUUGAGACAUCAGCUAAGGACAAUCUUAACAUUGCCGAAGCUGCAAACUUCCUUGUCAAGCACAUCAUGGCCACAGAGAAUGACAUCCUGAAAAGUGUGGUACCAGACACCAUCUCACCUCAGCUCGACUCCAACAAGCACAUGAGCUGCUCUGGAUGCUCCAAAUAAUGAAUGGAGAGACAACAGAAGGACAAAGAGGGACAGGCACAGUCUUCCAAAGAUGUAUCAACAGUACAAUGUGGCUUCGUUGGUCCAAACCAAAGUUAAAGGUUUUCAUUUGGUACAGAGAACCAGAGCUCACAAAGGAAAUCACAUGGACUCAGGAGUUCUUGGUUUCAAGAAUGGCAGACCCACACGUGUCACCUCUAUGUUCUUUGGCAUGAUGAUUGAAAGUGUCAAACAGUCAACUUUGCCUUUUUUGGCAGUUCUUAUUAGGUGGUCUACACCCUCUUCUUAUAACAGUGUACUUGGCACAAGACUGGCAACUGUCGCACAACUUGCCGGACCAAACUUAUCAAACUGCUCCCAACAUGCUUUAGGCAACAUACCCGACGUGCUGUAAUUACAGGCUGAAAACUGGAGUCUUGUUUCUUGGUUCUUCAUCAUUUCCAGCCAGUUUGGUUGUGUUGCUGUUCCCCAUCUGUUUACAUUCACCUCUAUCUAAACAUGGUGAAAAGAAACAGUGUGGGUGACAUACAGUCCUCCGUUAACAUUAUUCUGUCAGAGCCAUGAAAGCAGUAUUGACUUUGUAUGUAAGUGAAUUUUGCACAUGUAUUUUUGAUUAUGAUUUUAAGUUAUUUACAGUUAACCAUUGUGAAUGCAAAGAUGAUAUUCAGCUUGACAUAUUUUGACUAUUGUGUGUGAUUGAGAUUAACGAAAGGGAGAGUUAAAAACAAACAUCCUGGAGCUCGCCUAGUUAAACUUGUUUUUGUCCGGUAGGCAGUUCCCGUGGAGCAGUUUAAGUUGAAGUAUUCAACAUUUGUCAGACAUGUUUCUAAUGGAAGAGAGUGGUUUGCUGCCAUAAUUACUCUGUCUGGUUGCAAAGUGAUUUCUGUUUCUUCUUCAUCUGUUCAAAAAUGUUUUUUAUCUGUGCAUGUGUUAUCUUUCUUCAUCAGAAGGAGAAUUGUGUUGAUUGUCUGGAUGUCUCCUGGACUUUAUUAUGAGUUCACUUGCCAAAGCCUAACCCUCUGUAUCCAUGGUAACUAGAUCAUUUCUUAUGGGUAUCCUCGAACAUCCAUGUGAAGCUAUUUCUCGCUGUACUUGCAACCAUGCAGGCACAAAUGCACACGCACACGCACACGUACACACACACACACACACACACACACAUACACACACCCACACAGGCAAAGAGAUCUUUCUUCUCUCCAUGUCCUUGUUGCUUUGUAACUACAUAUUUUCUUCUCUCCCACUCGCUUCCAUCAUUUGUUUUUGUUUCUGAUACUGAAAAAUUCUCAGUCUCUGUCUAAAUAUUUCUUUUACAUGUCCUCUUCUUCUCUUUUCCUGAUCAUCUCUCAUGAUGUGAUUCGUGUACAGUACGCACAGACAUCUACACGCCCAGAGAACUAUAGUACUUUUUUCGAUCAUCCAACAAGUUAUUGUCAUUAUUUAAAGUUGUUUUCCUCCAUUGGCGACCUUGCAUCUUUGUAUAAUCCCACUAAGGGAUUAUACAUUUAUCAUAAUAAAAUGUCUUUUUUUCAUUGUAAUUUAAGACAGAGAAGACUUGUACCUUGUAUGACCUUCGUUACAUUGUUUCUUACAGCAGCUGUUGGUCUGCAGGGUUAACACAGUAUUUAUAAGAGUGAUCACAACAGUGUCAUGUGUUAUUGAGUGAUUUAUUGGAAGUAAUGCACAGCAUGCACAUUAGGGCCUGAUAGAAUUAAACACUGUCUUCUUCACAGGAUUACAAUGUCACAGUGUUAGUUUGGCUCAUCAUGAGGGUGUGUGACAUCAUGUGACAUCAGCCUGGUGUUACACUAUUGUAGCAAGAACUACAUUAUCUCUCUCUCACACACACACACACAUUCAGAGGAGAAAAUUACUUUGUAUCAGAUAAUCAACUUUUUUAUAUCAAAAGUAAACUGCACACCUUUAACCACCACUUGUGGAUUGUUCGUGUUUAUUAUUUAUUGUGAAGUAAUAACAAAUAAAUUAACACAUGUUACACAUGUCCCUCUUUUUGUAACUCAUGUAAUAAAAUGUGAUAUGCAACAAGAUACAGCAUAAGUAAUAUGAUAACCAUAUUUAUCAAGAUAUUGCAUGUUUUGACACGUGAAUAAAUAAAUAGUCUUUAUGAAAUAACCACAUGGUAAAGCCUAAUUUUGUAUACAUCUUUGUAAAUUCAGUACUUCAUAAAUGAAAAGUACAGAAAUGCAAAAUAAACAUAACAAUUGCAGGUGAAUUUAAAUAUUUUUUAAAAUAAAUCUUAUUCUUUUACAUUAUUAUGCAGCGAGAUCGUUGUCCUGAGCUGUAUUUUGGAUUAAUGGCAGUUAAAAGGUUGGAGAAGAGAGCUUGUCACUCUAAGGUUGGAAACUAUUACGGUAAUCACAUUGAACUUGUAAAAUUGCACUGGAAAAUAUAACUUGAAUCUAUAUAUUUCAUAUCAGUUCUUCUGUGAAAUUCUAGUUGUUUUAGGUGUUAUUAUCACUACAGACGAUGUUAUCACCAUAUCUCAAUAUAAUAAAUAUAACAGUUCAAAGGAAAAAAGGAAAACAUAUCAUAUUGAAUUGUUGCCCAUUGCCAGUUCUACAACCCAUUUUAGAGCCUUAUGAUCACUGCAGUAAAGCUUUUACUGUAAGAGAUAGGGGUGUGUGUGUGUGUGUGUGUGUGUGUGUGUGUGUGUGUGUGUGUGUGUGUGUGUGUGUGUGUGUGUGUGUGUGUGUGUGUGUGUGUGUGUGUGUGUGUGUGUGUUUUCAGGCUGAUCAAGGGCUCUCAGGUCCUCAUUAGGAAGCCCCAUGACUGCGUGGAUUACUCUCUGCCUGAGGGAUUAGAUUUGGUCGUCCGCUCUUGGCUCACAUUAAAGACAUCACCACCAACAACCCAUUAACUGAUCUAAAAAUGCUCUAAGAAACAAGAUCACCCCAUACUUCAUAAUGUUGAUGAAGUUGUGUCAGUGGGUUUCAAUGUUUUAGAAUGUUAAUUACGUUUCAAAAGAUGUAAUUAAAACAACACUUCAAUUAAAACUUCUAAUUUCAAUUUGGGACAAUCUUCUGCAAGUUUAACUCUUCCUAUGAAAACAGCUGGCACAGAUCUCACUGUUCAUUACUGCGAUUACGAGCCCAACAUAUUGUGCUCCCUUAUAGAGCUCAGGCUCUGCCAGAGAACCACCUACAGAAAAACGCCCACAUUUUCUCUGGGAGAGAGAGACGGCGAGAAAAUGAGAGACAGAGACGGAGAGUGAUGAGGAAGAAGCAGGUAGCAAGACAAGAAAAUGAGAUGGGAGAAAGCAAUAAUUCCAUCUUCCAAUACUUAAAUCUGCAUGCAGUUGAACAGAAGCAAAAGUAUUAAAUUGGUCAGUUUUGAAUGCCUUUCAAAUAAUUUUCAGAGGGAAUUUACUUAUAUUUGAUCAGAUGACUCUCUAUUAGAUCAAAACACAAUCAGCCAAGACAUCGAGACCAACAGUCAUCUGGAAUAUAACAGAAUAAAAGCAGCAAUAACUCAACAUGAUAGAAGAGAAAUGAUCUGAUCUGAUCAAGAUUCCUCACCAUCAGAAAUUGCUCAUCUGGUGCCAUCUGUUGACACAUUAGUAACACGGCAGGCAUUUUAUUCACUUCAAGUUUCUGAUGCUGAUUGAUUGGAAACAACCUUCCCUUUUCCUUUUCUGUUGAUAUUCAUUUGCUAACCUCUCUUUUAUUUGUUUUAGUAUAUCUACUGAAAGCUUGGCUAUAACAAGAUGCAUGGCCUCAGGACAUGGUGACAAGGUCCUGUCAAAUGCAGGACAACAGAAAUGGUAUUCUCUGCCCAAAGAUAAUAUAUCAAAAGAGAAAUCAUUUCAAUUACUUCGAUGCCCAGGACCCCAUGGCGGAAGGACGGCUGCUAUAAUAGUGACCUUUGAAUGAAGUACAAAUGAUAAACAAUUCCUAAGUUUCCUCAUUUAUACAGGAAAAACACAAAUAUGAACACUAUGGGCUUUAGCAGAACACAUGCAGCCAUGAGUGAAGUGCAGCCACUUGAGGAUGACUGGUUUAAACUUAAUUACAGCGUGUGAACUUGUGCUUUCCCAAGCUAAUGACCUCCUCUGUUGGGCUGUUUUUGUCAUUUUAAAGCCCUGGGACCUCAGCAACCCUCGGUUCCCACUGCCCAGUGCCAUAAGCCAUUAUGCCAAGUUAACCUGCGUGACCUUUACCCCCUUGGGUUAUACUUUCAUUCUCUCCUUAUGAUAAGUUCAUUAAUAGCCUCUGAAAAUGACCAACAUUGCUGUGUAUUACAGAUCUUAGUACAGUUUCAUAAUCAUCUGAGGAGUAUUACGUUAUGUUUGCUCACAUAAAAGAAAAUUGAGAGAUGAAAUAACAGUCCCUCUAUAAUUAAAAUAGCCCCCAGAGAGAGACAGAGGGAAAGAGGGGGAGUGAAGAAAGAGGGAGAAAAAAAGAGAAACUUAAAAAGUAAUAAAGAUGAAACUAAGCUAAGUGACAUGAGAUUCAGAAGGGAGAAACAUGAAAGUGAAGUAUUAAAUCAUGAAUACAUCUGUCCAGGUUGAAAGAUGAGUCCUGUGAGGACCUUAGGAGCUCAGCUAUUCAUCACUCACUCUGAACACUGACAGAUUCUACAUCUCAUUAACCUUGCUGAUGGUUUUUCAAUUACACUGCAUCUUCACAAGUUGGGCAUGAUAACAAACACCAUUAACUGUUUAU
Trematomus bernacchii (emerald rockcod) is the source of this 5572-nucleotide messenger RNA. RefSeq names its product ras-related protein Rab-38-like. NCBI's taxonomy places the organism in Eukaryota, Metazoa, Chordata, Actinopteri, Perciformes, Nototheniidae. The transcript is spliced from 3 exons. Gene Ontology annotation, cellular component: vesicle; Golgi apparatus; trans-Golgi network. Gene Ontology annotation, biological process: vesicle-mediated transport. The record is from RefSeq and is a predicted model, not a curated record. Gene Ontology annotation, molecular function: GTP binding; GTPase activity. The coding region runs from base 234 to 890 and encodes 218 amino acids.